Ostrea edulis (European flat oyster) is the source of this 3822-nucleotide messenger RNA. Its product is annotated as N-acetylated-alpha-linked acidic dipeptidase 2-like. The record is from RefSeq and is a predicted model, not a curated record. The transcript has 12 exons. Lineage: Eukaryota; Metazoa; Mollusca; Bivalvia; Ostreida; Ostreidae. Bases 393 to 2567 code for a protein of 724 amino acids.
CCCUGGAACUUACAAAAGUGAAACGCACAGUCCAGGAAAUAGUUAUAAUUUCAAAGAUAUGGAUGGUAGAAACGUUUAAAGUGUUGGCAUAAAUAAAUAUAUCAAUGUGAUUAAAUCUGUUCUCUAAUAUUUUAAAAAUAAUUGGCACAUGAAUCCCACAUGACUGCAUAAUUUAAAAAUUCACGACUGUCGAUGAUCACCAUUGUCAACCCGUGUAAAAAAUCUAAUUAUCAUAAAAAACCACCUCGGGCAGGUUUGUCAUUGGAGUCCUAAGUUUGUCAACACGAGCCAUCUGCUCUUAGAUUUUACAACUUCUGAUACCGCCCCGCGAACUUAGUUAAAUACCCUCAGGUGAAAACACUUCAAAUGACUUCGGAAAGAUUUAUUUGAAAAUGGCGACUCCGAAGAGUAUGAAGUCGUUUCGAUCGUGGAAUUCUGUUGAUUCGGUGGAUCCAAACGAUGUCCGUCGUCUGUAUGAUUCAGACAGUGGUCCCGGCGCCCAGAAGCCCGCGCCUGGGCGAUGUGUCAGCACCUGGACGUUCUCGUUGGUUGUUUUAAUCAUCAGUGUGUUUCUGCUUGUCGGACUAUUUGUGGGAUACUACAUCCGGGAUGGGAAAAAUUACUCCGACUCCAAGACCGUACCCUGCGACUACACAUUUCGGACUGAUGGGUUUAGCCUAGAACGUCUGGGAAUGGUCCAUGAAAAUGUCAUGUAUUUUAUGUCGGGUAGAAGAGUUAUGGACACAGCAGGACAAAUGUCAAUGAACACAAAGAAGUCAGAUGGAACACUGGAUAAAAAGCUGGUUAAUUACAUCUAUCAGCAUUUCAAGAGUUCCGGUUUGGAUAAGGUGGAAACUGUUGAAUAUGAUGUGGAUGUUGUAACCCCUGAUCCAGAUAAUCCUUCAACAAUAACUCUGACAGAAAAUGGACAAGAGAUUUUGACUUUGAAGUAUAUUGGCAUCACAAAUCCAGGUGUGCACAGUAGCCUUAAGCAGACAGAAGAAGAUCCUCCUGUACUAGCCUUCCCAGGCAGUGUAAUGGGAAAUCUUGUGUAUGGCUUUUAUGGAAGAAGACAAGAUUUAUAUCUUGUGAAGUCAGCCAACAUUACACUGAAAGAUAGUGUCCUGCUACUGAAAAUGGGAGAGAUUACCAUAAUGGAAAAGUUAAGGCUGGCCUGUUUGGAAGAAGUGUCUGGAGUAAUAUUAUACCAAGAUCCCUUUGAUGUUCCAGUGUUACAGGAGGAACUUUAUUUCACCUCUUACCAACUCAACAACAAAAGAUUUUGUAUGCCAGUACUAGAAGUGACAUAUACCGAUGCAGACCGUCUUCUGAAAUCUCUUCAUACUGGAGUUGCUGCCCCUGAUGAAUGGAAAUUACCAGCAGGAGGAGGGAAUGGUCACAUUGGGAUAAUUCUGAACAAAACCAUUUCUCCAGUUGUGGUGGAUCUGAGAGUGAAUGUCAUUCAAAAAAAGGAGACCAUUACCAAUGUGAUUGCCAGUAUCUAUGGAGAUAUGGAACCAGAUCGAUUUGUUGUUGUUGGAGCUUCAAGAAAGAAAAUGAUUGCAAGUAACCAGGACUUGCAUCUUGGAACAGCCCAUCUUUUGGAAAUGGCACAGGCUUUCGCCAGUAUCAAGUUUGCAGACAAGUGGGGCCCCAGAAGGGGUAUACGGUUUUGUUCAUGGGGAGGUGGGGCAUUGCAGAGAGGACUAUUAGAAUUCUUAAAGGUAAAUCAGUAUGUUGUCGGAAGGCAGACUAUAGCAUACAUCGACCUUGACCUCUACAAAAAAAGCUCAUCAGCUGAUGACAUGGUUUUUGAAGUUUCCUCUUCUCCAGCCUUGAAUAAACUUAUUCAACAUGUUUUACACCAGGUUCCUCACCCUGAAGACAAACAACUUACUAUUGCAGACUGGCAGUAUGACAAAUCUGGGAAUCGGUUUGAAUUCAAUGGAAGUGGAGUAGUCCGCCAUGUCCUGAAUAGGCUCGGAGUGCCUGUAGUCAGUGUUGGUUACAUGAUCAGUCAGAAUGUUAAUAAUGAAGAAACGUCAGCUCUACUUCAUGAUUUGGUCCACCAUGAUCAGUAUCAUCUAGCAGCCUCCAGAGUUAACUCCCUUGUGGCUCUACAUUUAAUAGAUGACAGUCACCUCCCUCUCAACAUGGUCAAUUACACCAAGUUCAUUCACGAUGUGUUUGCCAGAAGUCUUGUAGAUCUAACUAAUGCACAGGCAAAAGUAGACAUGGGAAAACUGCCCACCUCUAUUGAUGAUUUGACUCGAAUUGGAAAGGCCUUUGAAAAUUAUCUCACUUCUGAAGUCUCCACCCAGAUUCCUCUGGGAACUCGGAGAAUGAAUGACAUUAAGAUGGGAAUGGACAAAAUCAUGGCCUCUCCUGAGGACAUCAAAUAUACAAGUUCACUGUUGUAUGGCGUGUCGCCUGAUGGUAGUUCUAUUCUGAUAAAAGAAGCAAUACGUACUGCAAAAGUGACCAGUGACUGGACAGAAGUGCAGCAUAUAGUCAACAUUGUUAACAGGGCCCUGUUGGGGGUCAUUUCCUAUCUUCAGCUGUCCUGAAAAACAGAGAGCUAUGAAGUAAUGAAAAUACAUGUGCCAAAGAUAAUCUAUCCUCCUGCAGAUCUCAAUCACAAAAAAACAUGCCAUAAUGGUGAAAAUGGCCAGAAGUGAUUGCAAUAUUUUGAAACAUAUUCUUAUCUUAACAAUACAAGAUAUGUGUUACUUGGGAUUGUAUAUUCAUGUAAAAAAUUGUGCAUUAUUUGAUAUGUUCAAUCAUGCUUCUAUUACACUUUGUUUACAAGUGUAUAUCUGUCUACUCCAGUCUAUAAGGGUCAGAAUUUUCUUCCUACUUUCAGUACAUUUUUACAUCUAUGCACAAGAUUUUUUCAAUUGCACAAUCACAUACAUUAUCACUGCAAGCACAUUUUUCUUACAAAUCUGCAUUGUAAAUUUUUCUCAAAAGUACAUGUAGAUCUCCCCCUUCUAUAUGGCUUUGAAACUUUGUACAAUGGUUCAUUGCCAUUUGCAGAUGUGCAUAUUGAUGGGACAGGAGGAUCCAAUUGUUAUCCUUAAAGUUAUAGUGGAUCUGAGGGGUGGAGAGUGUAAAAUAGUUUGUGAACAAUUCUCCAAUGUGGCUUAUUGGAGUUCAUAAUGCCUGUGUUCCUGCUCAUGCUUUCUCCUCCAUACCAUGCAGUACAUUAAGGGGAGGUUUCAUUUGAAGCACUUCCGAUUUGGGGAGCUGGGAAGCAUUCUCUAGUUACACUAAAAUUUGAUGUAAUGGCUCAUUAGAGCACUUCUUAUGAAGUAUGAUUUCACCAUCAAAAGAGUGAUACAAGCUCUCGCAAAAAAGACCCUUAUCUUAUCCAGCAAUGUUUUUCAAAAAACAUCAUAAUGAAAAAACACGAUGUCAUUUUUGCAUACUUGCAAAGAAAAAGGUCAUGAUUGCCAAUCACGAGUUGAUUGUCAUCUUUGAUUUACUGCAAUAUUUUAACAACAAUCAACAUUGCUCUAAUAUUUUGAGGGAUUGUUUUCUAUAGUUCACACUUUAGCACUAAAAUACUUAAGGGCCUUGUUUGCUAGGAAUGGCUCUUAUAUGAUUUUUAGCUCACCUGAGCUGAAAGCUCAAGUUUGCUUUUCUGAUCACCUGUUGUCCGUUGUCUAUCGAUCUGUAAACUUUUUACAUAUUUAACUUCUUCUCCAGAACCACUAGGCCAAUUUCAACCAAACUUGGUGAAAAACAUCCUUAGGUGAAGGGCUUUCAAAUUUGUUCAAAUGAAGGACCAUGCCCCUUCAAAGAGGAGAUAAUAAAAACAAA